Molecule: messenger RNA, 3356 nt
Organism: Anas platyrhynchos (mallard)
Lineage: Eukaryota; Metazoa; Chordata; Aves; Anseriformes; Anatidae
Product: cystathionine beta-synthase-like protein
Cellular component (GO): cytoplasm
Molecular function (GO): cystathionine beta-synthase activity
Source: RefSeq, a predicted model, not a curated record
CCAAUCGCCGCGCGCCGUGCCGCCCCCUCCCUCGCCGGGUGGGCGUGGCCUGGGGGGGGGGCCCCGGGGCUCUUCUUAACCCCGCGCCCGCGCUCCCGCCACCCGCGCUCCCGCCGCCAUCCGCGCUCCCGCCACCGCCGUCCGCGCUCCCGCUUUGAAGAAGAUUCCGGUCCUGUGACCCACUGCACUCUUCCUGCUGAAGAAAGUCCAGUCUGCUGUGCCUUUGCCGAAGGAAAUGGAGAAACUGAUGGCAGAGAGACCUCUUCCAAUGUCUAAGGAUGAAAUGCCUUCGCUUCCUACCCAGCUCAAACCAGACACAAACUCAUGCCCUCAUGCUCCUGGCAAGUUCUUCCUCUCUGGAGGGACAGACCAAGAGGACUGUAAGGCUAACGAUAAGGAAAGGAAGUGGAUCCGUCCUGAUACGCCUAGCAAAUGCACGUGGAAGCUCGGGAAACCCAUCUCUGCCUCCCCCCAUCGUCAUAUCACUCUGCCAGAGCCUCCAAACAUCCUGCCGAACAUCCUGAAUAAAGUUGGCAAUACCCCUUUGGUGCGAAUCAACAAGAUUGGGAAGCACUUUGGGCUGAAGUGUGAACUCUUGGCAAAAUGUGAGUACUUCAACGCGGGGGGCAGCGUGAAGGACCGCAUCAGCCUGAGGAUGGUGGAGGAUGCUGAGAAAGCUGGGAUCUUGAAGCCUGGAGACACCAUCAUAGAGCCAACCUCUGGAAACACAGGAAUUGGGCUGGCCUUGGCUGCAGCAGUGAAGGGUUACCGCUGUAUCAUUGUGAUGCCAGAGAAAAUGAGCAUGGAGAAGGUGGAUGUUCUGAGGGCUCUGGGUGCUGAGAUUGUGAGAACCCCAACUACUGCCAGAUUUGAUUCUCCUGAAUCUCACGUGGGAGUAGCGUGGAGACUGAAAAAUGAAAUCCCCAACGCACACAUCUUAGAUCAGUACCGCAAUGCCAGCAACCCCCUGACGCACUACGACACCACAGCCGAGGAGAUCCUGCAGCAGUGUGAAGGAAAAAUAGACAUGCUGGUGGCUACAGCUGGCACAGGAGGUACCAUCACUGGCAUUUCCAGAAAGCUGAAGGAGAAGUGUCCAGGUUGCAAAAUCAUAGGUGUUGAUCCCGAAGGCUCCAUCCUUGCUCAGCCGGAAGAAUUGAACAGGACUGACAAGACGAUGUACGAAGUGGAGGGGAUCGGGUACGAUUUCGUCCCCACGGUGCUGGAUAGAUCUACAGUGGACCAGUGGUACAAGACCAACGAUGAGGAGUCGUUUGCGUUAGCACGCAUGCUGAUCCGAGAGGAAGGACUGCUGUGUGGUGGCAGCUCAGGCAGUGCAAUGUCUGCAGCUGUGAAGGCAGCCAAAGAGCUGAAGGAAGGUCAGCGCUGCGUUGUUAUCCUCCCUGACUCUAUCAGGAACUACAUGUCCAAGUUCUUGAGUGACAAAUGGAUGAUUCAGAAAGGGUUCAUGAAAGAAGAAGACCUUGUCAAAAAGCCUUGGUGGUGGAACAUCAGUGUUCAGGAGUUAAGCCUCUCGGCUCCCCUGACUGUGCUUCCCACUGUUACCUGUGCAAAGACUAUUGAAAUCCUCCGAGAGAAGGGAUUCGACCAGGUACCAGUUGUUGAUGAAUCUGGGGUGAUUCUGGGCAUGGUUACCCUAGGUAACAUGCUUUCCUCGCUGCUUGCUGGAAAAGUUCAGCCUUCAGAUGAAGUCAGCAAAGUGAUCUACAAGCAAUUCAAACAGGCAGAUAAUGAAGCGUCAGGUGGAAAUGUGAUUAACCUGAAAGACAACUUGGGGAAGCUCUCUCAUAUCCUGGAGAUAGACCACUUUGCUCUAGUGGUCCAUGAACAAAUUCAGUAUCACACCGAUGGCUCCUCCAGUAAGCGGCAAAUGGUGUUUGGCAUCGUUACGGCCAUCGACCUGCUCAACUUCGUAACCGCGAGAGAACGGGAAAGAAAGUCCAACUAAAGUCAAGGAGCAGCCCGGAGCCUCGUCAGCAAUGUUUUGCAAUCUCCAACAACAACAAAAAAAUAAUCAGGUUUAUUUCUUAGGUCGAAUGCUCUGUCCUUAAGGUGUGUGUUUUUUUAAAUUCUGGAAAUAAGCAAUGAGCUAUCCUGGUGUCAGCUAUACAGCCAGUGCGUUUUAGCGUAUUGCACAGCUUCUGGGAACUUGUUUACUAAUCAGGUUACACGAUAUUUCUUAAGACAAUUUAUUUUUAUACCUAUACAUGUGUAUGUAAAAAUGUUGCCUAAAUUAACUGGUGUGUUCCUUACCCGUUGUCUCCAAAGUACUGCUUCUCAAAACCAUUUUCAGAUGCAUUAAACAUGUUGAUACAGAGUUACUAAAGCAGAGGUCCAGGAGAGCUCUGGAAAGCUUUUUUAUUAUUUUGUUUUCUCCCCUCUGUGCAGGGGUGUUAAGUUAGACAAUGAGUGUAGAGACAAAAUGGUAUUAGGGUGUGGAGAGUGUUUCCCUUUCGGUGAGAUCAGUGUGAAACAGGGGGCAAGUGUGAGAGCUAGAGUUGGUGUUCAUCUCAACCAGCUGCUCCUCUGAGACAAAACUGACAUGACUGGAGGCCUGACAACGAACUGACAGACAAAAUAGUGACUUUCUUCUACACAGCACAACAGCUUUCACUGCAAAGAUAGACCUUUCUUUUUUUUUUUUUUCCCAACUGUACAUUGAUAAGCAUGGGUGGAAAGGUUAGAAAGUAAGACUGAGCCUCUUGCCUGAAGAAUGCUGUUCCAUAUCGGACCUUCUCCUUACCUCCCACCCUCCUCUUUAUCUAUAUUUAUGCCUGCUCUUUUUUUUUUUUUUUUAAUAAAAAAGAAGCCAAAUAUAAUCUGUCAAGAGCUGUGAACACUUUUUUUUUCUUUUUUUUUUCUUGAUGUCCUGUUCAAGUACUCCCAAGCUGGAGCUCCUUCAUGUAAUGUGCAGCAGGUGAAUACAGCUACAACUUUUUACCACUUCCAUAAUUCUCUGGAUUUUUUCACUAGAGAUUGACCCGUGUAGCCAUGGCAAAGUUUGCUGGCAGUAGCAGCUCAGCCACACUGUGCUCUUCUGACUUCUGUUAGUGAUAAUGAUGGGUGGAAUCACUCUGUGGUUGAAGGAGAAGAGUAGCUAUUCUUUGUCUUAAUUAAGAUUGCUCUAAUCAUCGUAUGCUGAUCGGCCUUUUGCCAAGAAUACAGAUUAUCAUCAGCAACAGUGACAUUCUUAGCUUAUCUCUUUCCACUGCAGUAAGAAAACACUACAGCUGGCUGGGGCUACUGGUGGUAAGAUAGUGUUUAAAAAAAAAAAAAAGGCAAUGAAUCAGAUAAGAGAAAACAAAGGUGUUAUUUAAAAACAAAACAAAAAAAAA